Molecule: messenger RNA, 7554 nt
Organism: Debaryomyces hansenii CBS767
Lineage: Eukaryota; Fungi; Ascomycota; Pichiomycetes; Serinales; Debaryomycetaceae
Gene: TOR1
Product: phosphatidylinositol kinase-related protein kinase
Exons: 1
Coding region: 1-7554 (2517 amino acids)
Biological process (GO): protein phosphorylation; TOR signaling; negative regulation of macroautophagy
Cellular component (GO): TORC2 complex; nucleus; TORC1 complex
Molecular function (GO): protein binding; protein-containing complex binding; protein serine/threonine kinase activity
Source: RefSeq, a predicted model, not a curated record
AUGUCUACAACUCAGCUACAAAUAGUUGACGGUAUAGCAUUAACCCAAAUUUUCAAUGGUUUAAAAUCAAAUAAGGAAGAAGAGAGAAAUAGAUAUGCCUUAGAAUUACGAAAUUAUCUAGCGUCUAUAGCUAGAGAUCUAUCUCCGGAGCAGUUCAAUCGGUAUAAUAAUGAUAUCAACAAAACUAUUUUUGAAUUUUUGCAUAGUAAUGAAACCUCGGAGAAGUUGGGGGGUAUAGCAGCGUUGAAUUCAUUGAUUGAUUUUGAUUCGGGUGUAGGAGAAGAAAAUGCUACAAAGACGGCUAGAUUUUCAAACUACUUGGGUUCAUUAAUCUUGUCAAACGAUUUAACAAUCAUGAAGCAAGCAACCAUGACUUUAGGUAAGUUGGCGACACCCGGUGGUACUCUUACAGGUGACUUCGUUGAUUUUGAAGCAAAAAGGGCCAUAGAAUGGUUACAGAGUGACAAUAAACAACACGAGAACAGAAGGCACGCAGCAAUAUUGAUUAUCACUGCAUUGGUGGAUAAUGCUCCUACGUUAUUGUAUAAUUUUAUAAACCAGAUUUUGGAGCAUUUAUGGAUUCCAUUGAGAGAUAGCAAAUUGGUGAUAAGAACUGAUGCAGCUAUUGCUUUACAGAAAUGUAUGCGAAUAAUUUAUGAUAGAGAUAUUAACUCUCGUCGAUUUUGGAUCAAACAUUUCAUAGAUAUGGCUUCAAAGAUAUUAAACGAAAAUGUUGCUAGAAACCCCACAUCUGAAUCCAACGACUCAAGCAAUAAUGGAAGCGGCAAUAAUAGUGUGAACUCUGUUAACGCAGCGGCAAGUACGGCCUAUAAUUUAAUUUAUUCCACAGCUACGGGAUCACAAACUAACGAGUCAAUCCACGGUUCUCUUCUUGUGUACAGGGAACUAAUUACAUUUCAUAGUGAUCCAUACAUUCAUUCCAAGUUUGAAUUGAUUUACGAAAAUACAGUAUUGUAUAGGAAUCACAAGCAAGCUAUAAUUAGGCAAGAAUUAACUAAGAUCAUUCCACUACUAUGCAAAGUAAAUACAGAAUUAUUUGUUGAAAAAUAUUUGCACAGAACAUUGUUGCAUUAUUUGUCACAGUUAAAACAAUUAAAAAGUCAACACAGUGAGACUGCCAAUAAUGAUAAAAGUGCCAUUUUUAGAAGUAUAGGGUUAAUUUCGUUGGAAGUAGGGAACCAAAUGGCUACUUAUUUGGAUGCUAUAUUAGAUAAUAUUCGAGAUGGGUUAUCUUAUCCUUCUAAUCCAAGCGUGCAACUGAUUUUAGUAAAUGCAGUAUCUAAUAAUGGAGAUAAUCCACUAUCUGGUGCAGUGACGUCGAGUAAUGGAUCCUCGCAAUCGACAAUCAAUGGUUUGAAUAGCAUUUCUACUUCAGGUUCCGGGCCCACAAAGUAUAGAUUGAGUCGAAAGAAUACUGAACCUGCCAUUUUUGAUUGCAUCAGUAAAUUGUCGAUUGCCGUAGGUCCAGCUUUGACAAAGCAUUUACAACGUGAUAUAUUAGAUAUGAUGUUUAGUAAUUGUUCCUUAUCGGUCUACAUGCAGAAUGUUUUACAAACUUUGAUCGUUAAUAUUCCGAUGUUAACUAAUCUUAUAAGCAUGAAGUUAUUAAACUUAUUAAGUUUGGUUUUAUCAGGUAAGAUUUUCCAACCUCCUGGUUCGCCUUACGGAUCCAUCAAAAUGAACGAAUCAUUAGCAAGAGACUAUAGAUUAAUAAUGAUAUCAAGAGACACAGGAUUGAGUAUCAACAGUAUACUUAAUGACGCGGAUGACUAUGAAAAUUAUGAUAGUGCAAUCUUGGUCCAAGCAUUAAAUAUGCUAGCAUUUUUUGAGUUCGAAAACUACCAGCUAAACGAGUUUGUUAGAUACUGCACAAUUACGUAUCUUGAACACAACGUUCCUAAAGUUCGUCAAACAGCCACGAUAACAUCCUGUGAAAUAUUUAUCAAGGAUCCAAUUUGUCAACAAACCAGCGUGAAUGCAUUAAACGCUGUUAAUGAGGUUUUAGACAAGCUUCUAUCAAUAGCCAUCACCGAUCCUAUACCAGAAAUACGGUUAGAAGGUUUAAAUUGUUUGGCAAAUGCUGGAAAUUUUGAUCCUCAACUUUCCCAAGCUAAUAAUGUUAGACUUCUAUUUAUUGCAUUAAACGAUGAAGUAUUCAGUAUUAGGAAGAUAGCGAUAAAAAUAUUGGGUAGAUUAUCAUCGAUAAAUCCUGCCUAUAUUGUUCCUUCUUUAAGGAAAACUUUAAUACAAUUGUUAUCGCGUUUGGAAUACUCACCAACAAGCCGUAAAAAGGAAGAAAGUGCUACAUUGAUAUCGCUUCUCAUAAGCAAUUCAAAAGAAUUAACCAGACCUUACGUGAAGCCAAUAGUUGAAGCAUUAUUGCCUAAGGCUAAAGAUCCCAGUUCAUCAGUGGCAGCAAGUGCAAUCAAUUGUCUUGGUGAGCUAGCAGUUGUAGGUGGGGAAGAUUUGCAACCUUUUAUUCCUGAUUUGAUGCCACUAAUUUUGGAAACGUUUCAAGAUCAGAGUUCUUCUUAUAAGAGAGAUGCUGCUUUGAAGACGUUGGGCCAAUUGGCAAGUUCGUCUGGCUACGUUAUUAAGCCUUUACUUGACUAUCCGCAGUUAUUGGGGAUGUUAGUAGGAAUAUUGAAACUGGAGAGUUCGCCUCACAUAAGAAGGGAAACAGUAAGGCUAUUGGGUAUAUUAGGUGCUUUGGACCCUUAUAAGCAUCGUGAAGUUGAACAAAAUUCUAAGAAUAUACCUUCAGAACAAAAUGCACCACCAGUGGAUGUUGCAUUGUUAAUGCAAGGUAUGUCACCUUCUAAUGAUGAAUACUAUCCGACAGUUGCCAUAAAUAACCUAAUGAAAAUUUUAAAAGACCCAUCAUUGACAGCUCAUCAUAAUAAAGUAAUUCAAGCCAUUAUGUACAUUUUCCAAACAUUGGGAUUAAGAUGUGUUUCAUUUUUACCACAGAUCAUUCCUGGAAUUAUUAAUGUCAUGAAUACAUGUCAGCCUUCGAUGUUGAAAUUUUACUUCCAGCAACUAGGUGCAUUAAUAUUGAUAGUUAAACAACACAUAAGACCAUUCCUUCCUGAAAUAUUUGAAGUCAUCAAAGAGUCGUUUAACAUAAACAUCCAAUUAAAUGUUCAGGUGAUCAUUAUAAAUUUGAUAGAAUCCAUUUCAAGGGCUUUAGAAGGGGAAUUUAAAAUGCAUCUUCCAGAUGUUUUGAAUUUGAUGUUAAAUGUUUUUGAAGAUGAUAAAUCAGUUAAAAGAGAACCAUCGUUACAUGUUUUGAAAGCAUUUGUUGUUUUUGGAAGUAGCAUUGAAGAAUAUGUCCAUAUAAUUGUCCCAAACAUCGUGAAAAUGUUUGAAAUGGGGCCGAUUGUAUUACGUAGGGCUGCAAUUGAGACAAUUGGAAGAUUAUCGAAGCAAGUUCUAUUAAAUGAUAUGGCAUCUAGAAUCAUACAUCCCAUUUUACGUGUAUUGCGCCAAGGCAAUGAUGAAUUGAAAACUACGGCGAUGAAUACUUUAAGUUACUUACUAUUGCAGUUGGGUAAUGAGUUCAGUGUGUUCAUUCCUGUAAUCAAAUCAUUGUUGAUACAGCAGAAAAUUCAUUCAGCAAUUUUCGAGCAACUUGUUAAUAAGUUAUUAAGUGGAGAUCCAUUACCAGCUUAUCUUAACAUUUAUAAGGAUUAUGAUAUCCAUGUUAACCAUUUUGAUGUUCCUGACGUUGAUAUGCCAUCGAAAAAGUUACCGGUAAACCAAGGUGCAUUAAAGGCAGCUUGGGAUUCAAGUCUGCGUCAAACCAAAGAAGACUGGCAAGAAUGGAUUGGGAGGUUAAGUAAAGAAUUAUUGAAGCAAAGUCCAUCGCAUGCAAUAAGAGCAUGCGCUGGGUUAGCAACUGAUUAUCAUCCUUUGGCAAAGGACUUGUUUAACGCAAGUUUUGCAAGUUGCUGGAGUGAAUUAUAUUCCCAGCACCAAGAAGAGUUAGUAGAAUCAUUUUGUAUUGCAUUAUCAUCAGCAAACAAUCCCCCAGAAAUACAUCAGAUUUUAUUAAAUUUAGCUGAAUUUAUGGAACAUGACGAUAAAUCUUUACCAAUAGCAAUAACAACUUUAGGUCAGUAUGCGCAACGGUGCCAUGCAUAUGCUAAAGCAUUGCAUUAUCAAGAAUUAGAAUUUUAUGUGGAACCUACGACACCAACCAUUGAAUCUUUAAUUAGUAUCAACAUUCAGCUUCAACAAUCUGAUGCGGCUGUUGGAAUUUUGAAACAUGCACAGUUACAUCAUGAUCUCCAAUUAAAAGAGACAUGGUAUGAGAAGUUACAAAGAUGGGAUGAUGCCUUGCGAGCUUAUAGUUUAAGAGAGAAACAGGAACCGGACAAUAUGGAGAUUACCAUGGGUAAAAUGAGAUGUUACCAUGCUUUAGGAGAAUGGGAGCAGUUAUCAGAAUUAGCCCAAAGUAAAUGGAAUAACUCUUCAAGUGACAUAAAGAGAGGAGUGGCUCCUUUAGCAGCAGCAGCAGCUUGGGGGUUAGGCCAAUGGGAUAGAAUGGAUGCAUGUAUUAAGGUUAUGAAAACUGAAUCCCCAGAUAAAGCUUUCUUUAAUGCAAUUUUAAGUUUACAUCGUAAUAGUUUUGAGGAUGCAUCUAAUCACAUAUUGAAAGCAAGAGACCUAUUAGUAACUGAAAUCACAGCAUUGGUGAGUGAAAGUUAUAAUAGAGCUUAUGGUGUCGUAGUAAGGGUACAAAUGCUUGCGGAAUUAGAGGAAAUUAUUAAGUAUAAAUGCUUACCACAAGGGUCAGAGAAACGUGUUAUAAUGAGAAAAACCUGGAAUACCAGAUUACUUGGAUGUCAGAGGAAUGUUGACAUUUGGCAAAGAAUGUUGAAAGUUAGAGCUCUUGUUAUUAAACCUAAACAAGAUAUGGAUAUGUGGAUUAAAUUUGCAAAUUUAUGUCGUAAAUCAGGAAGAUUGAAUUUGGCUGAAAAGUCCUUAAACUAUUUGUUGGAAGAAGGUUCACCAGAAAAUCCAUCUAGAGCUCCACCACAAGUUGUGUAUGCACAAUUGAAAUAUAUGUGGGCUAAGGGCCAACAAAGAGAAGCAUUACGCCAUUUAGUUGAUUUUACAACUCGAAUGUCUCAAGAUUUGGGUUUAAACCCAAAUGACUUAAUUACUCAACCAUUACCGUCUGAAGGUCCAGGUAUUCCAAAGCAUGUGGAAGAGUAUACCAAAUUAUUGGCUAGAUGUUUUUUGAAGCAAGGUGAAUGGCAAAUAUUAUUGAACAAUAAUUGGAGGACUGAAACAUCAGAAAUUAUUUUGGGGGCAUAUCUUUUGGCUACACAUUUUGAUGACAAAUGGUAUAAAGCAUGGCAUAAUUGGGCUCUUGCUAAUUUUGAAGUUAUUUCACUUUUUACUUCGCAGAAUAACAACGGCAACAAUGGUACAAUCAAUGUUAGUCAAGGUGAAAUAAUGGAUCAAAAUGAUCAAGUUGUUACAUCAUCUGAUGAACAAUCUCAACAGCCACAGAGACAGAUACAACCUGCAAAUAUUAUACCGAUGGAUGUUGUUCAGCGACAUGUUGUUCCAUCAAUAAAAGGAUUCUUUCACGCUAUCGCAUUGUCAAAUACAAAUUCUUUGCAGAAUACGUUGAGAUUACUUACAUUGUGGUUUAAGUUUGGGGGAAUACCAGAGGCAGCUCAAGCUAUGAAUGAGGGAUUUAAUAUGGUUAAGAUUGAUAACUGGUUGGAAGUUGUACCUCAAUUAAUCUCACGUAUUCAUCAACCAAAUCAAACAGUCAGUAGAUCUUUAAUUGGAUUAUUGAGUGAUUUGGGUAAAGCGCAUCCUCAGGCACUCGUGUAUCCGUUAGCUGUCGCAGUUACGUCUGAAUCGGUUAGCCGUAAAAGGGCGGCAUUGUCAAUUAUUGAUAAAAUGCGUUUGCAUUGGGCUACGUUGGUAGAUCAAUCUGAUUUAGUUAGUCAUGAAUUGAUCAGAGUUGCAGUCCUCUGGCACGAGCAGUGGUACGAAGGUCUAGAGGAUGCAUCAAGACUUUUCUUUGGUGAAAAGAACACUGAAAAGAUGUUUGAGGUGUUAGAACCUUUGCAUCAAAUGCUACAAAAAGGCCCCGAGACUAUGAGAGAAGCAUCAUUUAAUAAUGCAUUUGGUAGAGAACUUGCUGAUGCCUAUGAAUGGGUUUUGAACUUCCGUCGUACAAAAGACAUUACUAAUCUAAAUCAAGCGUGGGACAUUUAUUAUAAUGUUUUCCGCAGAAUUAGUAGACAAUUGCCUCAAUUGCUGAGUUUGGAAUUACAGUAUGUAUCGCCAAAGCUAGAGGAAGCAAAUAAUCUUGAAUUGGCUGCUCCAGGUACAUACCAUGCUGGAAAGCCAACAAUCAAGAUUGUUAAGUUUGAUCCAACGUUCUCAGUUAUCUCAUCGAAACAGAGACCAAGAAAAUUAUCUUGUAAAGGUAGUGAUGGUAAAGAAUACCAGUACGUUUUGAAAGGACACGAAGACAUUAGACAAGAUAAUUUGGUUAUGCAAUUAUUUGGUUUAGUUAACACAUUAUUGGUAAAUGAUCCAGAAUGUUUCAAAAGACAUUUAGACAUUCAACAAUAUCCAGCAAUUCCGUUAUCACCUAAAGUUGGUUUAUUAGGUUGGGUACCAAACAGUGAUACUUUCCAUGUCUUGAUUAGGGAAUACCGUGAGUCGCGUAAGAUUUUAUUAAAUAUUGAACAUCGUAUUAUGUUGCAGAUGGCUCCUGAUUAUGACAGUCUUACAUUACUACAAAAAGUGGAAGUAUUCACAGGGGCUUUAGACAACACCAGAGGCCAGGAUUUGUAUAAGGUAUUAUGGCUCAAAUCAAAGUCUUCGGAAGCGUGGUUAGAUCGUCGUACAACGUAUACUCGUUCAUUGGCAGUAAUGUCUAUGGUAGGCUACAUUUUAGGUUUAGGUGACCGUCAUCCUUCUAAUUUGAUGCUUAAUAGGAUUACAGGUAAGGUUAUUCAUAUUGAUUUUGGUGAUUGUUUUGAGGCUGCUAUUUUACGUGAAAAGUAUCCCGAAAAGGUUCCAUUUAGAUUAACAAGAAUGCUUAAUUAUGCUAUGGAAGUUAGUGGUAUUGAAGGUUCAUUCCGCAUAACAUGUGAACAUGUUAUGAGAGUCUUAAGGGACAAUAAGGAGUCAUUAAUGGCAAUUUUGGAAGCAUUCGCAUAUGAUCCAUUGAUUAAUUGGGGAUUUGACUUCCCGACAAAAGCAGUGGCGGAAGCUACUGGGAUUAAUGUACCGCAAGUUAAUAUAGCAGAAUUAUUGAGAAGAGAACAAAUAGAUGAACAAGAAGCAGCUAGAUUAACGAGACAAAACGAAAUCGAGAUUAGAAACGCGAGAGCUGCAUUGGUGUUGAAGAGAAUUACUGAUAAGUUAACUGGUAAUGAUAUUAAAAGAUUGAAUGAUUUAGAUGUACCAACUCAAGUGGAUAAAUUAAUUCAGCAAGCUACAAGUGUAGAGAGUUUAUGUCAGCAUUAUAUUGGGUGGUGUUCAUUUUGGUAG